UUAUAAAAGUUUCCGUCACCAGUCAAAAAACUCAAUAAAUUUUACAAUAAUAAUGUAACUAAAUACCUUUAAAUCAAUAAACUUUUACAACAAACUAAACAACAAUUUUGCAAAUUUAAAUUUAAAACUCCCUCACAAUGUCAUCAACUGGAACCAAACCGAUGAAGUCAUACGAUUCCUUUCCCGGCAAAUACGCUCAGCUGUCCCCAGCCGUGGAGGCGAAAUUCGACCAGCUCAAAGAGGAGAUCACUACCCGUAUCGACCAGGAGAUCAGCGACUCCACAAACGCCAGAGAGUUCAUAGGGCAGAAGUAUAUAGAGCUAUGUGAGAAAAUUGAGGUUUUGAGUGACCUGGAUAAGACUGUGUCCAGUUUCCGGAGUGAUAUAAAAGCUAUGGAACGGCAGUUAUUGAUGCUACAGACCAGGAUUGAUGGCUUGGAGAGUAAGGUGCUGAGUAAGGAGCGUCCGUCGGUGACUUCCGCCUUGUUUGGAGCUACGGGCUGAUGAUGAUGGUGGUUAGAGGAGAUGGCGGUGUGUGGUGGUGAUCAUUUACGUUUCAUUGUUAAAUUCUUGUGUGUAAUUGUGUUAUUUCACGGACCAAAUUAAUUGUGAAUGAUUUUGCUUAUUAUUCGUUAAAAUUAAACAUCUGAAAAAUA
Plutella xylostella (diamondback moth) is the source of this 655-nucleotide messenger RNA. Lineage: Eukaryota; Metazoa; Arthropoda; Insecta; Lepidoptera; Plutellidae. The record is from RefSeq and is a predicted model, not a curated record.